Molecule: messenger RNA, 5763 nt
Organism: Ilyonectria robusta
Lineage: Eukaryota; Fungi; Ascomycota; Sordariomycetes; Hypocreales; Nectriaceae
Product: proteasome stabiliser-domain-containing protein
Exons: 3
Coding region: 209-5677 (1822 amino acids)
Biological process (GO): proteasome assembly
Cellular component (GO): cytoplasm; nucleus
Molecular function (GO): molecular adaptor activity
Source: RefSeq, a predicted model, not a curated record
AGCUCGAACAACUCGUCAUCCAGAGCUGCCUACACCUGAUUUGUGAUACUACGUCGUAACUCGCCGUCGGAAUUCCAUCCUUGCGUUGUUUUCGUCCAUUCUGCAUUUUUCUUGCCUUUGCUUCCGCGCCAUCUAGAGAUUCCCAUCGCAUCGCAGUGUCGCUCCCCCACCGCUGGGUCACCUCACGAUCUGGCUUCACCCACCCAUCAUGGCGGCCUCAUCGACCAAGGAACGAGAAUUGCAGUUGCUGGACAGCGUUGAGUUGAAGAUUCUCGGAGUUGCGAACAAGGAGGAGAAGCUCCACCAGCUGCUGCAGCGAUACCUUACCCCAGUGCUGCUCAAAGCUUCCAGUGAACAUGCCCAAGUGAGAGCUAAAGUGGUUCAAAUAUUUGCCAGGCUCAAGACCUUUAUCCAACCCCCUCAGGUUGUGUUGCCAGUCGGCGCGCUUCUUGAUCAAUACAAGUCAACCGACUCACCCUUGGUAAAGCAAUUAGACCUUUCAGGAAUUCAGCAUAGUGUGGAGCGCAUCGACGAUGAUGAUCGAAGAGACCUCAUCCCCAAGGCCUUGAAAGGCUUUGCCAAAGAGGAAGGCCAGUCGAGGGCCGGUGCAUUAUUCCAUGUUAUCCUGCGACUUCUCCUUGAUGUUCGGAUACCUCCUCGGGGUGGUAAAGAUGAUGAGAACUUUCGCGAGGCGAUCGGCCUCUCAGACGAAGCUGAUGCAAAGUAUCUGGCCAGACUGAUCAGCAUCUUCCUCCGGUUAAGAACUCCGCUUGGAACCCAAACUUGGGCCCGGGCAAACCCAACACUGUCGCAGGCGGAACUCGACCUUAUCUCUGUGGAAAACCCCGAGUCCCAGAAGAUCUUCCAGCGCAUGUCAGAACUAAAGGUGAAGCUUGUGGUUCUAUUCGCAAGUGGAGCGUUCACGGAUGAGGAGAAGUUUCUACCCGCAGUGUAUGCCGCGUCCAGCUUCGACAACAGGGUCGCAUCAUCCGCCGAAGAAAUUCUCAAAAGAAGCUCCGUCUCAAUGGAGGAUGAGCCCCUCGUCAGACGCUUGUUCCAGGCACACUCAGUUCUACCCGCUGCAUAUCGAACUCGUAUCCUGGCAAUGCUGUCCAAGUCUGCUGUUUCAACCACCAUGUCCGAGAACAUUAUGGCAGUGGUGAGCUUGGACUUUGCACCGCCACAAUCCGAUGAUUCUUCUGGUCAGCCUUUGAGGCCUACGAGUUCUCUUGAGCGUACAAAGCUUCACAAGGCCCUAUUCCAGUACAUUUCAUGGGUAGCCCGCAUUGGGCCCUCGAAGGAAGGCUUCACUAUUUCUCUUCCACUGAUGAAGAACAUGAGGGCUUAUAUUGAUGCCCAGGGCUGGCCUGCACCUGAAAACACAUCCCACGAUGACAUUACCCUUCGAUCAAAGGCCUAUGAAACAAUCGGAGUACUUGCUAGAAGUGCAGACAUGCCAGUCACUGAGAGGCUUGAUCUCGCCAGUUGGCUCUUCCGGUCUCUAUCGGAAGAUCCAACCAAUGACGCGGUUGUCAACAUCGACGGGGCGCUAUCUAGCUUGACAGCCGGUCUUCCAGCCACAGUGGGCAGCGAGGCCGAGGAACUGAAGACUAUGCUACUCACAUACAUGUACCUACCCGACGAAGCUCCAGCUGUACGCAGCACACGCCACGCUGUCGUCAAGUGGGCAAACCAAUGCCUCAACUUCUCCGACAUCACCGGACGAUGGAUUGAUAUCCUUGCUAUCGGUGGAAAGUCAGAUGAGCGAAACGACGUGAUUGAGCAGGGUCACAAAGGCCUUGACCCUUGGACUUACUUUGCCCAUGUUGACACCAGUCCGGCUAAACCAGACUGGACUGACAUGGUCAUCAAGUUUUUUGGGGCCGUGAUCGGUCCAGAUACCCACUCAAAACGACCGUCAUUGCCAGAAUUGAAAGGAUUACGCCAUUCAGUAUUUGAGAACUUUGAGGGAUCCCGGCUCCCCGCCUUUCCAGUUGCCCUACGCUACAUCAAGCACAUCAUGUUUCUUACUGCUCUAGAAGACUUUAAAGUCGAACCGGACUGGAUGCAAACCCUUGACGCUCGCGUCAAGACCGACAUCAAAACUCGGGAAAAGAUUGCAGCCUAUCUCCACACCAUCGAUAGCGGAUACUUGGUGUUUUACCUCAAAGCCUGCCUUGACGGUGCCUUUGUAGAGGAUUCUGCAAUCACGGAGGAGUGUAUCCGCUGCUUUGUCGACGUCGGAUCCCUUAGCCCAGGUGGUACUCUGGGUUUCCUGACCCAGCUCAGUAACAAUCUGCUGCCACUGAUCAAGUCAAACAACAAAGAGAUUCGGUCUCUUGGCUCCCGGGCCUUGGGUAUCCUUGCAUCACAUCCAGCAAACGACGCUGACUCGAUUGAGAACUGCUGCAAGACACUCGUUUCUCUAUUCGAGAAGGCCGAGACUGCCGUUGGGCCCGACUUAAAUGCCGCAGAAGGAGCACUACUAGCGUUUAGCCACGUCUGCUCUCGGUGCGUUUACUAUGGCCAACCUUUGCCGGGCGAUAUCCGGUACCCUUCAGGGCUUCUCACGGGCGAGAACGUUUUGACGUCCCUCUAUGACGCUGGUUUGGAGUCGUUUGCCCAGUUGUGGACUGCCGGAUUGGCUGUCCCUCCGCAUGAAGGCGAUCAAUCGCUCGAAGUUGUCGUGAAGAAGCUCGCAACACAGGCAAAGAAGAGCAAUGAAAAGGCGAUCCUUGCUCUUGGAAGACUGGCUGCCGGCCUGGAAGAGACUGAGGAGGAUCAAACCGUACCUGAGGAUGGCGACGGCUGGUCGCACGGAGUGCUGGGCUCUAUCCUCAAGGAGUUAUUCAGCCUUCACGAAAUCAAGCGUGUCGAGAUUCAAUUCACCGUCGGCGAUGCGAUCACGGCAGCGAUCGCUCGUUGGGACUCUGACUACGUAAAGCUGACCCUGGACGUGGAAUCUCGGGGAUGCCAAGAACGCAAUGGCACGCGAGAGUCAAGGUUGGUUGCAGUUAUGAACAAAUUGUUUGCGGAUUCAAAAGCCACCAAGCCUUCACUGCUGAAGGCAUCCGGCAUCUGGCUGUUUUGCAUCGUUCAGUACUGCUCUCAUCUCACGGAGGUUCAAUCGCGACUUCGAGAGGCACAAGCUGCAUUCAUGCGACUCUUGAGCGCAAGAGAUGAGCUUGUGCAAGAGACAGCCUCGCGUGGUCUGUCGUUAGUUUACGAACGUGGUGAUGCUGACCUAAAGAGCACUCUAACCAAGGACCUUGUUUCGGCAUUCACCGGCUCUGGAACUCAGCUGAAGGUGGACCAGGAAACAGAGCUGUUCGAACCAGGUGCUCUCCCAACUGGCGAAGGCAGCUCUAUCACCUCGUACAAGGACAUCGUGAGCCUUGCCAACGAAGUCGGCGAUCAGCGACUGGUGUACAAGUUCAUGUCAUUGGCUGCAAAUGCCGCAACAUGGUCCACUCGAUCGGCAUUCGGCCGCUUCGGGCUCAGCAACAUCUUGUCGGAGUCAGAAAUCGACCCCAAGCUAUACCCCAAGCUCUACAGAUAUCGAUUCGACCCUAACCAAAACGUCCAACGGUCCAUGGACGACAUUUGGAAGGCGCUUGUCAAGGAUUCUGCAGGCGUCAUAGAUACCCACUUCGAUGCCAUCCUUGAAGAUCUAUUGAAGAGUAUCCUGGGACGUGAAUGGCGCAUGCGAGAGGCUAGUUGCGCCGCCCUUUCAGAUCUCAUUCAUGGACGACCCUUCCCCAAGUAUGAGAAAUACUAUCGAGAUGUUUGGACAGCGGCGCUCAAGGUUCUCGAUGAUGUCAAGGGAACUGUCCGAGAGGCCGCUCUGCGUCUAUGCAUGACAUUGUCCAACGGGCUUGUUAGGCAGCUUGAGGAAGGCACCAAUGGAUCAGCUGCGCAGGCCAUGAUGAAGGAAGCUCUCCCGUUCUUAUUAUCCGACAAGGGUGUCGAGAGUUCAGUGCAGGAAGUCCAGAUCUUCGCAACAAUUACGGUGAUGAAGAUUGCGAAGCAAGGAGGCAAAUCGCUCCGGCCUUUCAUUUCGGACAUGGUUUCCCAGCUGCUUGGGUUACUCAGCUCUAUCGAGCCGCAGCAAAUCAAUUAUCACUAUCAAAGAGCUGGAGAGGACAGCCGAGACGAGAUUGACAAGCUGAGGUCUCAAAUGGUCAAUAGGUCACCCAUAUCGGAGGCUAUUGAGAAUGCUCUCCGCUUCAUCGACGCGGACGUUAUGGCUGAGCUGGCUCCUAAGCUCGAGGCUGUGAUCAAGACUGCUAUUGGCAUGCCCACCAAGAUUGGUUGCAGUCGAGUCUUGACUACACUCUUCACUCGCCAUACAAACGACAUCAAACCGAUGGCUGGGCGUUUCCUCCAGCUCAUGGAGAAGCAGACAAUGGACAAGAACGACGAAGUCAGUCAGGCCUAUGCUCGUGCCACCGCGUACAUGAUGAGAGCUGUGCCAGAAGUUGGUAAGCAACGCUUCUGUGAGCGGUUUGUCAACAUGUAUUUCGCAGCGGAGGACGAGUCUCGGCGCCAGAAGAUUUCGGAUGUGAUUGUCGCGUUAGCUAAGGUCUCUCCCGAUCACUUCUCUUCUCUUGAGAAUGACCUGCUGCCAUUUUCGUAUCUCGGUUCCCAUGACACAGACGAGUAUACAGGCAAGGUAUUCAAGGAGGUGUGGAACCAGCAUGCUGGAAGCAGUCGCACAGUCGUCCGUUACGUCUCGGAGAUUGUCGCCUUGGUGGAACGGACCCUAAAUACACAACAGUGGGCACUUCGACACACCGGAGCUUUUACCGUUGCGGAAAUGGUUAAAGACGUGGCCAGUGCGAGUGAAGCAAGUGGUCAGAUUAGCGACGCCAAUUUGAGCAAGAUAUGGCCUGUGUUUGACAAGACACUUGCACUGAAAACCUUCCCAGGCAAGGAGAAGCUUCUUGAGGCGUACCCCGAGUUUGUUGAGAAGGGCCGAGCUCUCUGGACAACGGACUCGAAGAUUGCGGCGCAAAUGAAGAAAGUGGCGCUGCGGGAAGCGAAGCGCAACAAUGAGGAGUAUCGCGUGCCUGCAUUCCGCUGCCUUUGGAAAUUUGCCCAGGCUCGAGAUGACCUGGACCUCCUAAGCGAGAUCUCGGACAUUGUGACACCGCAUCUAGAGGAGCUGAAGGACGAAGACAAGAUGGAGGUCGAUUCCAAGGAGGACUUGGUAGAGAAGACUGCCAGGAACGGCUUGGAGGCUAUUGCUCGGGGAUACAGCCCCUCGAAAAUGAAGGAGGACUCCUUGGCGGUCUUGAGCAAUGUCCUUCAUAUCCUCAAGCCCUUCCUCUCCAGCCCCAAGUUCGCCACGAUCAAAAGGCAAGUCUGGUACGAGAGCGUGGGCGAGCUGAUGGAUGCUGCGACCUCUCCUUCGGCGGCCGCAAACGAUGACAAGGGCAUUGCCGUUACAUACCUCCUCAGUCUCGACAUGGAUAUGGUCGACGUCGGCACUGAGCCACAGCGUGUGAAGAGAGCAAAGGCUAUUGCGGCUACGCUGAAAGCAAGGGCAAGAGGCGUUUUUGGGCAGGCUGGGCCGGGUAUCGAACAAUUUAGGGAGAUGGUGAACGGAGCGCUGAACGGCGAGCGGUCUUUGGAGGUGCAGAAGGUUUUGAAGGAGAUUUUGGCAGAACUGAAGUAGAGAUACGCGAUGACGUUUUAUAGCGGAUUGUCGCGAUAGAGAAUUUAUAGUGUUUGUGGAAUAAACUGAACUGUUCAAAGUGGUAC